AUCAUUCCUAUGUAACACACUGUGCCCCAAUCAUGUGCCAGUUUUCCCUAACAUCUGCCUCUCCCAUACUCUUCUCCCUCGCCUUUGAGCAUUUCACUCGUGCCCCAGCAUUCCUUGCUCUCACACCUCCAUCGAUCAGCAAGUGAAAGGAUUAGGCAGCCCUGCCAUGGGAAGUGGGCACAGGGCAGGGGGCAGUGCCAGGCACAGAUUGAGGAACCAAGUGACGUAUACAUAGCAAACAGAGCAAGUGUACAUACAUAGCAUACGGAGAAAGACAGAGAGGGAGGGAGUUGCAUGAAAGAGAUGAAGGAACAGACAGAACAGGAGAGGCAGAAAAACAGCAGAGGUAUAUAUCUGUAAAGACAGACAACUGAGAGUGAGAGAAAAAAGGAGAGGGGGGUGUAAACAGAGAGAGAGAAACUGUUGAGAGAAACUCAUAGGAUAAAGAUCUAGAAAUAUAGAGGGAGGGGUGAGACAAGAGGGAGUGGGAAGCAGCAUGGGAAUCUUAGUGUGAUAGAGAAGAACUAAUAUAUCGACAGUGUACAUGUGAGGCUGUAGCAGAGAUCUGUUACUGAGGAGCUGUUCUGUAGGAUUUGUCAGACAGCUGAGGAUUCAUGACCUGAUAGGCAUUUGGACCUGCUGUGUGAUGGGGUGCCUCUGUUCACAAGAAAAGGGACCAAGACUCCAACGAUUGGCAGGGAGGGAAUCCCUGGCAUGAUUUCUUCCUUGCAGAGAGAUGGCUGUGCUAUGGUGGGUGCUGCUUUUGUGCCAUCAUGCCCAGCAUUUUCUCCAUGCCAAUGAGGAUUUUCAGAGCCCAUCUUGGAGCAGUGCCAUUAAAGAAUGGACUCCAACUCCAACCCCACCUCAGACUCCAACAUCUGCAUAUCCCUUGCCUACUCCUUCAGUUCCAUUAUCUUUUACUUAUUUUCCAGACUCUUCUCCCACAUAUCCAAUUCCUACUCCAAUUCCAUCUACACCCUCUCCUACAUCUCAAACUCAUACAACUCCAUCUGUACCCUCUACAUCGGACUUGGACCAGCCUGAUGAAGAUGGGAAGAAGGCAGCUCUAAACUUCCUACACUCAGGGGACAUUCUGUCUUUAUCUGAAGCCAACUGCUCAAGAAGGUUUGAGCUAACAGACCUGCAGGGAUCCCCACCUGAGUCAAUUCUCCAUCAAAUGAGACGGCCACUAGAUUACUUGCUGCAUGCUACCAACUUCCUUAACAUGAUAUUCCAGGCAAGUGAUAUGCGAGAAUCCAGCAUAAGAGAAGAUAUGGAAUGGUAUCAUGCUUUGGUUCGAAGUCUGGCUGGGGGGGAUCCACAUAUACACCGGGCAAUGCUCUCCUUCACUGCACACCCCAUGUCCUCCAAGCCCCAGCUGCUUCUUCAGGCCACCAAGGAAGGACAUGAAAUUUUGCUUCAGGACCUGUCUUCAUCACUUUACAGUGUAAGACACAGAAUAGACCGUGGUUCCUGGAACAACUUCCAAACCUACCCCUCUCUUACCAAAGCAAUUCUACUGAAUGACCUCCAGAGUCUGGAAACUCCCAAGUGGAGCCGGGGAGACAGCUACAUUGUGGACCCAAAACAUGUUCAGUGGUCUAAGCCCUUUCUGGAGUGUGAGGGGAGUCGAUUUGUACAAGGAUGGAUGAUCUCAGUGUCCACAGCAUUUUAUGGACUGAAGCCUGAUUUGAGUCCAGAGUUUAAGGGAACCUUACACCUGGAUGUGCGAUUGGCGAGUCUGGGGAUAGACCAAUGCUCCCAAGACCCUGUCUGGUUUGCAAAUACUCACAGCUGUGAUGAGAACAGUACACAGUGCUUGUUGGAUGAAAGAGAAGGUUCCACCUUGAACAGGUACCGAUGUGUGUGCAGGCCUGGCUAUUACUGGACACAGCUCGAGGGCCUAGACAAUUCUUACCCUGGAGUUACUGCCUGUAUGCGCUGUAGCAAGGGCUGUGAUACUUGCGUGGAUGACUCUCCUUGUCUGGUGGAAGAAGACAGGGCUCUCCGUGUUACUGUAUUGUCCUUGCAAGCUACUGCUAUGAUGGGAGUCUUCUUGAGUAUGCUGGUGUCCUAUAACUUCCGAGAGAGCAAAAGGAUUCGAGCCUCAGGUCUUCUCCUCCUGGAGACAAUACUCUUCGGGUCACUGCUGCUUUACUUUCCAGUAUUUAUCGUAUAUUUCAAACCAGGUGUGUUCCGUUGCGUGGCUCUUCGGUGGGUCCGUCUACUUGGGUUCUGCACGGUAUAUGGGACCAUUGUGCUUAAACUAUACAGGGUGAUGAAAAUUUUCCUUUCGAGGACUGCUCAGCGUGUGCCCUACAUGACAAGUGUGCGUUUAUUGCGUAUGUUAUGUGUAAUCUUGGUGGUCUGCAUCUGGUUCCUUGUGGGAUGGACCGUGGGGACAUUAGAGAACCUACAGAGAGGUGUUCAAGUGGUUAUCCGCACACAAACACAGGAAGGGCUGAUUUUUUAUACAUGCGAUUAUGACCGUUGGGACUACAUGAUGUCUCUGGCCGAGUUGCUCUUUCUGUGCUGGGGCAGUUACCUAUGUUAUGGAGCUCGUACAGUGCCCUCUGCUUUCCAUGAGCCACGUUAUAUGGGAGUAGCGAUACACAAUGAGAUGCUGAUAUCAACUGCAUUCCACAUUAUAAGGUUUGUUAUGGUCCCAUCUCUUCAUCCCGAUUGGACGCUGCUUCUGUUCUGCAUUCAUGCGCAUGGAACAGUCACAAUGACACUCAUCUUGCUGUUUGUGCCCAAGUUCUUGCAUGCAGGAGGUCCUCCAAGAGAAGAGAUAGCAGCUGAGGUAUAUGAAGAUGAACUGGACUUGAGACGUUCUCGAUCCAAUCUAAAUAGCAGUAUCACAUCAGCUUGGAGUGAGCACAGCUUGGACCCCGAUGACAUCAGGGAUGAGCUGAAGAAGCUUUAUGCCCAAUUGGAAGUUCACAAAACCAAAAAAAUGACCUUAAACAAUCCUCACCUGCAAAAGAAACGUAGUUCUCGCCGUGGUCUUGGCCGUUCCAUUAUUCGGCGCAUCACAGAAAUCCCCGAUUCUGUGACAAAGCAAUGUGGACGUGAGGAACGGGAAGGAUCACCUGGCUCCAUCGGUGGGCAAAGGAGAAGACAACAGGACAGUAGUAGUGUUAAACUACGUGAGGAGUCUCUGAGGCAGAGGGUUCUUUCCUUAAGAAAAUCACAUAGUACAUAUGACCAUAUGCAAGAAACUAAGGAUACUGGUUCCACAUCUCCACGAUUGGAGAGCUCAGCAAGGGACGCCUCCUUACGAGACUCCUUAAUGAGACGGAAUCUUGCCAGGAAUGUAUCUCUGCGUUCACGUGGAGAUUCUCUUCGUCAGGCCCCUUUGGUCUGUAAAUCUCUUAGUGCCCAUAAUCUGUUAUCUGACAAGAAGCCAUUGAGUUUGCAUCCAGGUACUCUACAGAAAUCCCAUAGCAUGAUGGGAAGUGCUAGAGGGAAGGGACCGCUAACAGACUUCCCGACAGAACGAACCAUGGAAGGAAGCCGAAACCCUUUAUUAGGUGGCAGCUUUGACAAAGCAGAAGUGUGCCCCUGGGAGGUGCAAGAGCUCCCACUACCAUCUGAAAAUCGGUCUCAGAAACAUGUCACCUAUGCACCAGGGAAAAGCAGCAGUCUAGACAGCUCCCAUGAAUCAGGAAAGCCACAUGUUUCACGAGUAAAGAAGGGCGAAGUUGGAGGCAAGCAUCACAGUUUAGGUAGUAGUGAAGAACCCAGGAGUCCAGAGGAGCAACAUCAGCAAUGUGGACAACCAAAGAAUGAAAAUGAGGGCUCUUCACUCACAAUUAGGCCAGGGACUGCAAAAAGUAUUGAGGGUAUGUUAACCAAAGAAUUAGGCUCAGAGCCUAUAGUUGCAGUUGUGAAGAAACCAGAGACAUUAGAAUGCACAAGACCACUAAACAAGAGUACACUAAAAAGUCUGGUUCUUGCAGUCAGAGCAUUUAAAGGAACCACUGUGGGAAAAGAGCACAAAGAAAGGAUGAGGCAGUCUGUGGAGGAAACAGUGGAUGCCAAAAAACAGCUCCUUGAAGAGGUUUGUCCUUGGGAGACAGAAUCUAAUUCUAAGUUGGACAACAAGGUAAAGCUUCCAGCCUUGAACUUGGCGGACAAUAAGGAACCAUUUUGCUCCUCCCCACAGUUAGAGACAUACAUACACAACAAUAAGGAACAGGAGGAGAAACAGUCUACACCCAAAACUGCCAAACAUACUUCAGUCAGCAGGUUAGAAAGAAUGAGCCAGCUAAAAGAGACAGUCUGCCCCUGGGAAAGUAUGGAGGGGCCUAGAGGUGUCCCACACAAAUCAAAUAGUGUGGAGAGUAGAAGAAGUGAAAUAUGCCCAUGGGAGAGCAUAGACAGUGAAGGCCCAGGAGGUCCUCUCAGUCAGUCUGGGAGCAAUCUUUCCUUCCACAGUCCUCCUGCAGAAGAUAAAAAAGUACAUAAUGAUAAUGUAUGGGUGGGUGAAGACAAAAGCAUCCGAUUAGAGAUCUGUCCCUGGGAAGAAAAAGAUGUAGGGCAAUCAAAAAGUGAAAUUUGUCCAUGGGAAACAGGUCGAGUAGAAGAAGCGGAAACAGGAUUUAGUGGGCGCAAUCUGGCAAUGAAGCUUGAAGUACUGGGUAGGCAAAGAGAUGCAGUGUGUCCUUGGGAGAGUGAGGAGUCUGGAGGCUCUCCUGGUGCACUCAGCCAGUCACAGAGCAAGACAUUUGAUGGGUGUCCAGUUCAGUCUAAAACCUCUGAUAGCUUGGAUUUGGAAGUCCGAAAGGAAGAGAUAUGCCCUUGGGAAAGCCUAGAUUCUGAAGGGACUCCUGCAACCAUGAGUCAGUCCCAAAGCCACAGCUGGGAACCUCCUUCCAAGGGGCAAGAAGAAACUGCUACCUGGGAGCGAUCCCAGACCAGCAAGCCAUCUAAGUGUCACUUGCACAAGUCACAAAGCAAGCAAGAUUCCUUGUGUAGCUGGUCAAGUGAAGAGUUUCGACCACUAACCAAAGUCUUGAGCAAGAGUGAAGGUCAUAUUGGUGAUCUAUUUACAUCAGGAACUACUACAAAGUAUUAUAGGCGUUGCCAUUACUCUCUAGUGGAAAGAACCAAGAGAUAUUGUGAUGAGCAGGACAGAAGUGUGAAACACACACUGGGUUCAAACAAUGUAGAUACUACAGGGGUUAAAAACUCAAGCAAACUGUCCGAGAUCUGUCCCUGGGAAGUGCAGGAUGAGCCUCUAGAAGGCAGUGACAACCAGGUUCCAACCAGCAGCGCUGAGGUGUGUCCAUGGGAUUUUCAGUAAUAUUAAACAAUAGGGGACCCACAUCAACUCAAGAAUAAACACUGCGGAAGAUUGUGGAUGUGGAGAUUACAAUUCGAAAUAUGUUUUUUUUUGGAGUGGGAGGUGUACUGAAAAUGAGAAUGAGUAAGAUGCUUAUGACAGGUUUUGUUGUUCAAAAUUGUAUAUGGAGGUGGAAUGGAUACUAUUACUAUUAACUUUCCUGAUUUCAAGACACAUUUACAUGAUCAGCAAAUUAACUUUGUUCUAUACAGAUAAAAACAAAGUUGUGUGAUAAAAACUAUCCUUUGUCUGUGCCCAGUUCUGAAAAAUAAACACUCCUUUUCUUUG
Pseudophryne corroboree (corroboree frog) is the source of this 5635-nucleotide messenger RNA. It is a transcript of the gene GPR179, whose product is annotated as G protein-coupled receptor 179. The coding region runs from base 737 to 5308 and encodes 1523 amino acids. Gene Ontology annotation, biological process: G protein-coupled receptor signaling pathway. NCBI's taxonomy places the organism in Eukaryota, Metazoa, Chordata, Amphibia, Anura, Myobatrachidae. Gene Ontology annotation, cellular component: membrane. The record is from RefSeq and is a predicted model, not a curated record. The transcript is spliced from 11 exons. Gene Ontology annotation, molecular function: G protein-coupled receptor activity.